Molecule: messenger RNA, 1314 nt
Organism: Penicillium brasilianum
Lineage: Eukaryota; Fungi; Ascomycota; Eurotiomycetes; Eurotiales; Aspergillaceae
Source: the annotation of a GenBank genome assembly
AUGGAGCCCGUUGACGCCGAACGCGCGCGACAGCUGUCGCUCUUCCGGCCCCUAGGCUACCAGCGCAAUUCCUGUGGUUACUGUAAAUCCGACGAUGGCAGCGUCUCAUAUUAUACCAGCUCCGUGGUCGUGCGGCCCGAGCACUAUGAGGAGCUCAUCCAUCGAGGCUGGAGACGAUCGGGCAAGCUCUACUACAAGCAGAACCUGCAACGAUCAUGCUGUCCGCAUUACACGAUGAGGCUGGAGGCAAACGCCUUCCAACCCCGUCGUGACCAGCGCAAGGCCAUCAAUCGCUGGAACAAGUUCAUUCUGGGUCCAGAGUAUAUCCGCAAGGCGGCUCGGCUCUGCCCACGUUCUCGAGAGGAAAAGCGGCAUCGGAAGUGUAACUUUGACCUACAGUCUGCAGUGCACGAGGCCGAGUACAGCAAUGUCAAGCGUCCUAUCGAUCCCGUAACCGAACGCCCGCUGGAGCCGGCGCACAAGUUUGAGGUCAACAUCGAGGGCGACUCGGUCUCUCAGGCCAAGUUCGACUUGUUUGUCAAGUACCAGACGACCGUGCACAAAGAGGACGUCUCUCGCUGGAAGACAAAGGAUUUUGAAGGGUUUCUGUGCUCUGGCAUCAAGCGGACACCCAAUCCGAUCACCAAGUCGAAUGCGUCCGAGAAGAAGCUGGGAUCAUGGCAUCAGUGCUAUCGGCUGGAUGGCAAGCUCAUUGCCGUUGCGGUGCUGGAUCUGGUACCAAGCGGAGUGAGCUCGGUCUAUAUCUUCUACGAUCCUGACUACGAGCAGUGGGAAUUCGGCAAGCUGAGCGCAAUGCGUGAGAUUGCCUUUGCCCAGGAAAACAAUUAUGCAUACUACUACAUGGGAUUUUAUAUUCACAGCUGUGUCAAGAUGCGCUACAAGGGCAAUUUCAGGCCUCAAUACAUUCUAGACCCCGAAUCAUACGACUGGGACCCGCUCGAUGGCGAGCUAUCCAAAAAGCUUGACACCCAGCCCUAUGUCUCCAUGUCCCGAGAGCGGGCCCCGCAAGAUGCCAGACCGUUCCCAGAUAUUGACCCCGACGUGGAUGAAACGGAACUGUCCCUCUUCGACAUCAAUAUGCCCGGUGUGUUGACGCUGGAGGAGGUGAAGGCCCUGGACCUGGACCAUUGGUAUCUGCUGUACCAUGGAUCAUUCGUCCAGAUGGACGAUCUUGUUGGCUGGGAUAGAAUGCCGAUGGAUAGUCCGCAGUCGGUCAAAGGCAUUGUUGCUGAGCUUGCCGCGGUGCUCGGACCGAAACUCGUGAAAGAUAGUGCGGUGGUGCUAUUUGACUAA